CGCAAUGGGCGCCAGGUCCGCUCUUCUUAGCGUCGGGUAGUUAUUGUGCUUUCUGUUCCAGAAUAGGAGGGUUGGGUGCAGAGGCUUAUUCGCCUUUCUUUUCCACCUAUAGCUUCCCUGCCUAUGUGCCCUAAAAGCUGCUGCUGUUGCGGAGCCAGACAGUUACUGCUUUAGCUCUAGGAUGCAUGCUCUUCCGCAGGAAGCUUUUCGAAGGGACCAAGGCAAUUGAAAAAACAGUGAAAUGGAAAGCACAUGUUGUGGUCAUCCAGUGUUAUGCUCCUGGUCAACAAUGUAUACAUUCCUGCUAGGGGCGGUAUUCAUUGCUUUAAGCUCAAGUCGCAUCCUACUUGUAAAAUAUUCAGCCAAUGAAGAAAACAAAUAUGAUUAUCUUCCAACUACUGUGAAUAUGUGCUCAGAACUGGUGAAGCUGGUUUUUUGUGUGCUUGUGUCUUUCUGGGUUAUAAAGAAAGAAGAUCGUCAGAAUAGAACCUUAAGAUGUGGUUCCUGGAAGAAAUUCUUUAAUAUCAUGAAGUGGUCCGUUCCUGCCUUUCUUUAUUACCUGGAUAAUUUGAUUGUCUUCUAUGUCCUUUCCUAUCUUCAGCCUGCCAUGGCUGUUAUCUUCUCAAAUUUUAGCAUUAUAACAACAGCUCUUCUAUUCAGGAUAGUGCUGAAGAGGCAUCUAAAUUGGAUACAGUGGGCUUCCCUCCUGAUUCUGUUUCUGUCUAUUGUGGCCCUCACUUCUGGGACUGAGACGUCACAGCAUAACCUGGUAGGGCAUGGAUUUCAUCAUGAUGCCUUCUUCAACCCAUCCAAUUCCUGUCUUCUUUUCAGAAGUGAGUGUCCCAGAAAAGACAAUUGCACAGCAAAAGAGUGGACUUUUUCUGAGGCUCGGUGGAACACCACGGCCCCAGUUUUCAGUCAUAUCCGUCUUGGCUUGGGCCAUAUUCUUAUUAUAGUCCAGUGUUUUAUUUCUUCAAUGGCCAAUAUCUAUAAUGAAAAGAUAAUGAAGGAAGGGAACCAGCUCACAGAAAACAUCUUCAUACAGAACAGCAAACUCUACUUCUUUGGCGUUUUUUUUAAUGGACUGACCCUGGGCCUUCAGAGCAAUAACCGUGAUCAGAUUAAGAACUGUGGGUUUUUUUAUGGCCACAAUGCAUUUUCAGUAGCCCUGAUUUUUGUAACCGCAAUCCAGGGCCUCUCAGUGGCUUUUAUUCUGAAGUUCUUGGAUAACAUGUUUCAUGUCAUGAUGGCCCAGGUCACCACUGUCAUCAUCACAACAGUGUCUGUCUUGGUCUUUGACUUCAGGCCCUCCCUGGAGUUUUUCUUAGAAGCCCCAUCAGUUCUUCUCUCCAUAUUUAUUUAUAACGCCAGCAAGCCUCAAGGUCUGGAAUAUGCACCCAGGCAAGAAAGAAUCCGAGAUCUAAGUUGCAGCCUUUGGGAGCGCUCCAGUGGGGAUGGAGAAGAACUGGAAAGACUUACCAAACCCAGUGAUAUUGAGUCAGAUUAAGAUACUUUCUAAGUGGUACCCAAAUAGUUGGCAGUUCUUACAAACCUUAUUUGCACAUUUUAAGCAUGUAUGAUAUUUAUCUUUGCAUUUUGAUAAACCAAGAACCUUUCAAAAGCAUAAAACUCUUUGCAUAUAUCUGACCACUCCCUAAGUAAUUCCAGCCAAAGCUUAGAGUACCCAAAGGCUAGAAAGUUCCAAGGAACUGACAUAAGAGUAAUAGUGUAGAGACUGCAUUAAUGGCCUGGUACGUCAACAGGUUAUAUUCGCAGAUUAUUUUCUUUGUUUCUCCAAGGUUCCAAAAAACUUGUAAUAACCAUGUGAGCUGUACCCUAUUAAUAUGCAAAUGGAGACCAGUUUGCCAGAUAUUCAUAAUUAUGUAGUUUGCUUGGCAUGCCAUAGUCUUCCCUUUUCUAUCAUCAUAAAUAUCACCUAAGUUGUCCCUUGAAUUUUGACACCAUGGAGAUAGUCAUUUUGCAAUUAAAAAGCAGUGUGACUCCUCAAAAGUUUGUUUGAAGGAUUUUAAUAACUGGCCACAACAUUGAUUUGAAAGUAAUGUCUGUGCUAAAUAUUUUGCCAAAGAAAAAUUUUCAACAAAAUCUCAGAAUUUUAGUUUUUAGCAAUUCCUAUGGAAUUUGAUUUUUAGUGACUAUCUUUUGAUGUUUUUCUGCACCAAUAAGCUUCAAUUUAGGUGAAAGUUAGUGCCUAUUCACCAAUUAUUUAUAUUUUCCAUCACCUAAACCAGCCAUGGUAGGUUUUUUCUCGGCUUGACCACAUUACUCUUGGAUUAUUCUAUUUUGGAGAACUAAUAAGCCAUUUUAAUUCUUAAAUACAACUUAUGAUUAUUAUAUAUUUUUAUAUCAUAUUUUGUUCCUAAAGUUUGAGGCACUGGCUUCAGAAUCAUGCCAGAUUGUCAGUAUGACUAAUGCUGAAGCGUUCCUUUUUUUGUUUUUUGGUUUUUCGCAACCAUGGCAUAUGGAAGUUCCCAGGCCAGGGAUCCUAUCCAAGCCACAGCUUCGACCUGUGCCACAGCUGCAGCACCUCUGGAUCUCAACCCACUGCACCGCAGUGAGGACUCCAAGAGUUCCUUUUAAAAGAGUCGUUUUGCAAAGAAAUAACUUUUAAUGAAAUGUGAAUAGUGUCACUGUAAAAAGAGGAAGGCCAGUAAUAAAUCACUUUAUAGUAACUCUAUUUCACGCUUAAACUGCAUGGUAUUUUUGCAUGUAUCGCAUUGAGUCUGUGAGGUAGAGAAAUCAGGUGAUAGAUAAUUUAAACAAUGAGUAAACAAAAGUUACUCGCCCAAGGCAUACAGCUGGGUGGCAAUAGGACAAGAGUUAGCUUCAGCUAAUAGUGCUAUGUGUUUACAGAGUGCUGCCCUAUAAAUGUGAGCUUUAAGAUGUCAUUUUCGUGUAGUCCAUACAUCUCCUUUCCCCUAGUUUUCAUACAGAUAAACAAAAGAUAAUAUUAUAUAAUCCAUCUGUGAUACUCAGAAUAAUAUAAAUGGCAAGAAUUGGUAGAAUUUUAUAAAUAAAGUAAUUAUUAAAUCCUU
Molecule: messenger RNA, 3053 nt
Organism: Phacochoerus africanus (Common warthog)
Lineage: Eukaryota; Metazoa; Chordata; Mammalia; Artiodactyla; Suidae
Gene: SLC35A5
Product: solute carrier family 35 member A5
Exons: 7
Coding region: 242-1507 (421 amino acids)
Biological process (GO): pyrimidine nucleotide-sugar transmembrane transport
Cellular component (GO): Golgi membrane
Molecular function (GO): pyrimidine nucleotide-sugar transmembrane transporter activity
Source: RefSeq, a predicted model, not a curated record